This is a messenger RNA of Hydra vulgaris (swiftwater hydra), 7766 nucleotides long. Its product is annotated as leucine-rich repeat serine/threonine-protein kinase 2. Gene Ontology annotation, biological process: protein phosphorylation. Gene Ontology annotation, molecular function: ATP binding; protein binding; GTP binding. NCBI's taxonomy places the organism in Eukaryota, Metazoa, Cnidaria, Hydrozoa, Anthoathecata, Hydridae. The record is from RefSeq and is a predicted model, not a curated record.
UUAAAAUAGUUUGUCACGUGACCUCACGUUAACGGAGUUACACUUUUUCCAAGAAAAGUGGAAGUUCUGUAAUAGAUAAAAAGUUAAUUAAAAAAUUAAUGAUGAAAUUAAUAGUGUAUGAAAACUAUAAUGGAAUUUCUAAAAAAUAUAUGGAAAAAAAACGAUGAAAAAGAUGAAGAAACUUUAAAAUCUACUCUUAAUGUUAGAAGUGGUCCAUUAGGAUACACAAUACUUCAUGAUGCAGUUUUUUCUAAAAAACCUGAUAAUGUUAAGCGAAUACUUGAAUAUGGGGCAGAUGUAAAUUCGAUGUCGGAUGGUCGUUAUACACCACUGCAUAUAGCAGCAUCUAUAGAUGCAUGCAACUGCAUUGAAGUGCUACUUAAAUAUAAUGCUAACACAAAAUUAUGUGAUGAAAACAAUAAAACACCAUAUGAAACAGCAGUUAAAAACAAUUGCGUUAAUUCAGCUCGACUUCUACUAAGUCAUGAUAUUCUAACAUGUUUAAAGGAAAAGCGCAAUGAUGAAUUUAAAAAGUAUGUGAAAACAGUUGGUUCCGAGAGACUCAAUCCUGGUUUUUAUGAUGAAUGUCUUAAAUUAGCAGUUGACGACAACAACUUUACUGUAAUAGGAUUAAUAAUGCUUCGCAAACCUCUUAAUGCAAAAGAAUGUUUGAUUGGUGCACUGAAGAAGCCAGAAAGUUCUAAAAGUACCUUUAUUCUGCUAUUAUGUUAUGCUGUUGAAAAACACUUAAAUGAUUUUAUUAAAGCAUUUUUUGAAAACACAGAUUCAGACAAAAAUCUAUUGCGACAUUUAAGCGACCUUCAAAUUUCUGCUGAGACAUGGCAUCAUUUAAAAUCAUUUAUAAGCAAGGACCAAGAAUUGGCUUACCCAGUAUGCAUUGGAUGUAAUUCUAUGGUGAAAAAUUAUAAAGGUGUUAAAUAUAUAUUAUGGAACAUUUUUUGUGAUAAGGAAAAUCUUAAAGCUGAUUGGGGAGGGCUUUUGCUACGUUUUCUUCAUGAAGAUUGGUUUAAAAGUUUAACAAACUAUAAAGAUGUUAUUCUUUCUCAUAAUGAAAUUAAAAGUAUAUCCUCAACUGCUAUUAUGAGUUAUCUUAAUGCUGUUGAAAAGUUAAAUCUUAGUUCAAAUAAAUUACAAGAGGUUCCCUUAGAAUUAUUUAGACUUCCCAAGCUUUACAGUCUAAAUCUUUCAUCAAAUCAAUUGAGAUACCUCCCUGAUAUUAAAGAAUGGUCACCAUUUCUUACAACAUUAGCUCUUGAUAAAAAUUUAUUAGAAGGUUUUCCAUCGCAUGUUGAAGAACUUAAAUUAAAACACUUAUAUUUAGCAAAUAAUAAAUUAAAAAAGGUUCCUGAAAGUAUAUGUAACCUGAAAUGUUUAGAAACUCUUGACAUUAGUCAAAAUGUUGAUAUAAAUUCGUUACCAGCAAAUAUGGGAAAGUUAUCAAAACUUACUAAUCUCGGUUUGAAAGACUUAGAGAUUAAAGAUCUUCCACAUGAAUACCAAAGACCAAGAGAUAUUUUGAAUUAUUUAAUUGGAAAAUUAAGAAACUCAAAACCUUAUUAUAAAAUGAAACUAAUGAUUAUUGGGUUUCCACAACAAGGAAAGACAACUCUGCUUAAAAGACUUAAAGAUGACACUAAUUAUAACAUGGAUCAAGCAACACACGGUAUUGAUAUUGAAGAGAUCACAAUUCAAAAAUCGAAAAAGUUUAAUUUUCGAGUAUGGGAUUUUGCAGGACAAGAGGAAUACUUUGCAACCCAUCAGUGCUUUCUGUCUUCUUCCUCCCUAUAUUUAUUAGUUUGGGAUGUAACUAAAAAAAAUAAAUUCGCCCAACUACUUCAACCAUGGUUUGAGAAUUUAGUUGCUCGAGUAAAAUUUUUUUAUAUCAUUGUUGUUGGUACAAAAUUAGAUCUCCUUAAGAGAGAUGACAUAGAUAAUGCUUGCAGUCAAAUGAAAACUGAGAUUAAAACGCUUAUAGAAAAUAUUCCUGCUAUUAGAAAUUCAAAAUAUAGCAAUAAUUUUUUUUCUAGUAGAUUGAAAAUUUGCUUUGUUUCACUAAACACAAAGUUUCCUAGUUAUUCUAAAGACAUAGAUAAUCUUAAAAAAGAGAUCUAUCUUUUGGCAGAAACUAUGACAUCUGAUGGAGAAAAAAAUGGAGAGAAAAUAAUGGGUAAAUUGUUUCCACAAGUUUAUACAAUGUUGGAAGAAAAGGUUAAUGAAAUUAGAAAUUAUAAAGAUCAAAAUAAUGAUCUUCCAAUAAUUGGUCGAGAAGAAUUCAUUUCUCUUGCAAAGUCAUUAAAAUGUGAUAAUGAUAUCUUUCAAGAUGAUGACAUAAAACCAGCCACUAGGUUUCUGGUGAACACAGGAACUAUUCUUUAUUUUGAUGAUGUAAAUGAAGGAUUGAGAGAUAUCGUUUUUUUAAAUCCAUCUUGGAUUUGCAAAUUAAUGUCAAAAUUCAUCUCUGUGGAUGCUGUUCAUACAUUUGUUAAAAAUGGUAUCCUAGAGCAAGACAAAAUUCGAUUGAUUUUAAAAGAAGAAUUAGGUCAUCAAAAUCCUGAUUUGAUAAAGAUAUGUAUAAGUUUAUUAUCACGAUUCCAAGUUGCUUGCAAGAUUGAUGAUCAUAGAGUUCUUAUUCCACCAAAACUUCCAAAAUACAAUCCAAAUCAUCUGUCGAUUAAUCAAAGUAGUCUACUCAUUCGUUAUUAUUUCUUUAGCUGUAUACCUGAUGGUUUUUGGGCUCGAUUUAUUACUCGUUUUUUAUCAAUGACUAAAGAAAUGUUAUCACCAAAACCAAAUAUUGAAAUGAAGCCCAAAGUUUCUUUACAUGGGAGCAAUUUACGAAAAGAUGCGGUAGACACUAUUUAUAAUGAGGAUGAGAUACCUCUUAAGAUUAAUGAAGCAAGCUCUUCGAAUAUUCGUUAUGUUAUAACCUCUCUCAAAACUAACUCUGCUAUAAGUCAAAUUGAUUCAACUCAACAAGUAUCUAGCAUUAAAGAACCAUUAAUAAACAACUCUACUGUCUCUAAUAAUGUAGAUAAUUUAGUACAUUGCUAUCCAAUAAAGUGUGUGCCAAAUAACUCUGAAUCAUCAAAUGAAUCAAAAAACAUCAGUUCAAGUAGUUCCUCAAGCAGCAUUGUUUCAGCUGGGUUUUUUAUUAACUCUGAUAUAAAAGCUGUUGCUCCUUGUAAAUGUUCAAGCAAUUGUAACAAUUGUAUAAACGAAGAACUAAAUAGUGAUUGUAGUAAAAAAAUGCCAAAUAAUUCACACAAAUGUCUAACCUUUAUAUCAUCCACUGAUGUUACAGUUUUAAAAAAUAAAUUUAAUUCAGAAUUUCAUAUUAAUAGAGAAGAGUUCAAAAUAAAUAAACUAAGUAAUGAAAAUGAAAAGCAUCAAACAUACACAGAAAGAAUUGAUUUUGAACAAUGCUGUAAUAAAGACAAUAUUUCUAAUAAUCAUAUUAAUGGCAAUUUUAAUGAUGAUUUCAAUAAUUGCAUCACUAAUGGUGUUUAUAGUGAUUUUGUUAAUGGCAUUAGUAAUGAUUUAAAUAAUGAUAUCAACAAUUGCGUUGAUAAUAAUGGCAUUAAUAAUAGUGGCGUUAAUAAUGAGUUAAAUAACAGCAUCAAUAAUUUUGUUACUAAUGCCAUUAAUUAUAACAUUAAUAAUGUUGCUUUUAAAGAUUUUGAUAAUGGAAUAAAUAGUAAUGUUAAUAAUGAUUUGAAUAAUGGUAAUAAUGAUUGCAAUAAUAUUAAUGGUGUAAACUAUGGCAUUGAUUACAAUUCUAAUAAUUACAUUUAUAAUGUUGUUAACGAAAUAAUUAAUAAAGUUCUUGAUACUGUAGAUAGUUACUUUACUAAAGUUUGUAAAACUGAUGUUUUUGAACAACAUCCUAUCAAUGUCAUGAAUGUAUCCGAAGAGCUUCAAAGCUGCACAAUUCUUUAUCUUGAAACAAAUAAAAAUGAGGUAAUUGCAUGUAAUGGAGUUGUAAAAAUAGAAACAAAUUUAGUUGUUGCAGCCAAUGAAAAUCAAAAUGAAGUAGAAAACAUCAACUUUACAGAUUCUCAAUCAGAUAGUGUAAUAAGAGCUGAGCUUAAUUCUGAUCAAAACUGUAACAUCUCAAGUAGAUCUGAUCAGAACUGUAAAAUCUCAGAUAAUUGUGGGAGUAGUUUUGAACAAGUUUGUGAACAAAUUUGUGAUCCACUAACUAUUGGUCAUAUGCAAAUGGCAACUGAAAUGAAUAGUGUUGGUUAUUUUGAUGCUAGCAUGCAAAUAGUUUCAAAACAAGACUGUGAAGAUUAUAAUUGUACAAAUGAGGAAAAAAAAGAAGAAAGUGAUGAACUUGAAUCUCAGCUUAUAAAUGAACUGUCCAAUAAUGAUGAAGAUUAUGAAGAACAUUUUAAUGAUUAUGGAGAACUAGCUUAUCUGUUGGACAAUGGCUAUUUAAGUUGCUGGAAUAAAGGAAUUAUAUUUAAUCACCCACAAUUGUGUUUUUCUAUACAACAGCUACCUAACUCAUUUAAAGCAGAUAGAAAAACAAUUGAAAUAUGUGUAACUAAAUCCUCUAUCGGUUAUCGUGUUCUCAGCUAUGUUGUUGAUCAUAUUAGAACACUUUUAAAUGAAUGGUUUGAAGGUUUGUUAAUGUCACACAAUGAACCGCAUGUAAUUUCUUCUCUGGCAUGUCCUGUAUGCACAAGCUUGGGCAUAAAUCCACCUCAUUUGUUUAACAUAAGUACUGCUUUUCAACAAAUGCUCCAAGUCUCAAAAGACUGCAGUUGUUAUGCAUUUUGUGAACGAAAACAUGAACCAAGAAUAAUAAAUAUAACAGAGUUUUGUCCGGAUCUUACAUUUCAAGAUUUACCGAAAACAAUGAAAUUUAAUCCCAAUGAUAUUCAAUGUGAAAAAAAUGAAAAAUGCAAACUGGGACACGGACAGUUUGGAAAAGUUUAUAAUGGAUUAUGUAAAAACAAAAUUAGAGCUGCAAUAAAAUUUUACAACUUCAAGAUGAACAAUUCGGAUGAACUUUCAUCAUUAUUGAAUCAAUUUUACGAAAUUCGACAAGAAAUUGUAAUGCUCAGUAAUUUACGUCAUCAUCCUUAUAUUGUUCAAUUUUUAGGUUUCUUACUGAAGCCAGAACUGUGUGCUGUGAUGGAAUGUGCUAGUCAUGGUGCUUUAUCAUCUGUCAUUUAUGAUAAAUCCAAAACCAAAGUUAUUCCCAGAAUUGUUAAGUUUCGAAUUUGCCAGCAAAUUGCAAGUGCUUUAGUUUUUAUGCAUAAAAAAUGUAUUAUUCAUCGCGAUAUAAAAUCAGAUAAUAUUUUAUUAUUUUCGCUUAAUCACGAAGCAAAAAUUAAUAUCAAGUUAACUGAUUUUGGAACAGCGAACAUCAUGAGUCCAAGUGGUUUAAAAACAUUUUUUGGUACUAAAGGUUAUGCUGCUCCAGAAAUGAUUUCACACAAAUUAUUUUGGGAUGAAUACACAUCUAGUGUUGAUAUAUAUUCGUUUGGUAUGGUUAUUUAUGAGUUGGUUGCAUUUAAAAAACCCUUUUAUCAUGUUAAAGAAUUGGAAAUUGAUAAUGAAGUCACAAAUGGAUCUCGACCUUUAUUUUAUAACGUUCCUGAUGCAUGUUACGGGUUGGUUAAUUUAACCAAGUUGAUGAUAACCAUGUGGAAUCAAGAACCGUCCAAAAGACCAAAUGCUAAUGAUGUUCUUAAUACGUUGUCUUCAACUUUUCAAUUAAUUUUUGGUUAUAAAAGGUUAGCUUCUGGAGAAUACCCACGUGAACUGUGUUAUAUCACCAGUAGUAAAGAACUUUGGAUAACAAGUGAAGACAAAAAAGACCAAUCGAUUAUCGUAAUCAAUAUGGAAAGUUUUGAAGUUGUCAAAAAAAUUGAGUUAUAUGAAGACAUGAAAAGGAAGUUUAAUAUAUCAUUCAUUACUCCUAUUGGUGAUAAGCAUGUAUGUGUUUUGUUACGAAGUCGUAAUGAUGUCAUUUUAGUUUAUAAAACCAAGGGCUAUAGUUUUUUAAGAAACUACGAAAUAAAAAAUGGUUUUAUUCGUUCAAUCUCUGCUAAUAAGGAUUGGAUUUGUCUUGGGUUUGACGAUGGUCAUUGUUCCAAGGUUACUUUAAAUAAUUUUUUGAAUGGAAGGAUGUUAAAAAACUCUCAUCUAAUUGGAAAAAAAUCUAAUCCCAUUUCUUCGAAAAAAAAAUUUCCGGUAACAACUUCAGUUUUAUUAUCCGAAACAUUUAUUUGGUCAUCGGGUUAUUCAUUCAAAUAUUGCAAUUUAAAUGAAAGUGAAGAUAAGAAAAAAGUCAAGUGUUUUGAAGAUAUUGAAUGUAAAGUUAAAGAUAUUGUUUUCUCGUUUGAUGAAAAAUUAUUUUUCAUUUCUUUUCACUGUAGUCCUGAAAUUCAAGUGUACAAAAAAGAAACUAAAGGCAUUUUACAUACAUUUAGUUGUCGCGACGAUAUUUUGAGGUAUUCACCAAAUGCUCUUAAUAUUGAUCUCAGGGUAACAUGCUUGUGUUCAGUCAGUGAUAUGUUAUGGGUUGGUACCGGAAGUGGACAUAUACUUAUUUAUAAGGUGUAUGACGUUGAUAGAUUUUGUAAGCUGCUGCAAGCACUUCAUCCAUAUAAGAUCGAAGUGAGAAAACUUUUGCUUGUUGAACUAACUCAAACUCGUAAUGACGGCGUCAAACAUAUUGUAGUAAGUAUUGGAAAAGAAUUAAACAAAAAUGCAUUUGGAUUAAAAUCGUUUUUUGAAUUUAACGUUAAUAUUCCGAAAGAUCAAACAGCAAUAAAUAAGAAAAUUUACACACACUUAGAUGAUAAAGACGGUAAAGUAAUUAUUUUUUGGCAUGUUUUGCAGUCACACCAAUACAAAAACUUAGUUUUGUCCUAAUAUAAAACAAAUUUAGCCUUGCUCACCCAAAACUUAAAUAUUUACCUUGCAUUUGAUAAGUUUUUAGUUUUUAUAAUCAUUUUUUAAAAAAUAUAUAAACCCUAUUUUAUACAUUUUUAAUAUUUUAAAUUGUUUAUUACAUUAAGCCUUAAGCUGGGCGUCAACCAAAAUUAACGCCUAUCUUAAAUGUAUUAAUGAUCUUUUAUAACUUCAACUUGGAAAAAAAUUAUGGUGUUCAAACGAUUGUCUCUUGGUUAAUUAGUUAUAGUUUUACUUAUAUAUGAUUUUACUUUGAUGGAAUGAUUGGAACCUAUUGAAUGAAUUGAAGCCUAUUGUGGAAUGAUUGGAACAUUUAUAUAAAAGAAAAUUUUUAAUAUAUUAUUGUGAAGACAUUUUUACUGAAACAAAAUUUUUUUUUGAAAUAUAAUAACAUAAUAUAUAUUUUGCAAGUUUUUUGUUUUAGUAUUGUUUAUUAAAUUUAUACUUUGACAGUUAAAUUACACCAAGAUCAGUUUAAUUACACCUAAUUUUGUCUGCGCAAAAUUAUUUUUUCAACAAAUUGCGACAAAUUUCAAACAAAGAGUUUUAAUAUAGCUAAUAUAAAUUUUUUGUUGAACAAAUAUAUUUUAUUCUUUGAUAUGAACAUUGCUCAAUAUCUUUCAAUUGGAUGACAGUGCAGUAUAUUAAAGUUUCCUUCUCAAUAAACGAUAAAUAAUUUUGUUUUUACAAAUCUAAGUCAGUUUUAAGUAAUGCUUUGUUUCCAGAAGUGACUGAGGGAAUUAUUUUUGUGUAUUUCAAAAGCCUUAUCUAUAAACACUCUGUAAUAUGAUGAUGUAAAUAUUAUACGUCAAAGUUGA